This is a messenger RNA of Elephantulus edwardii (Cape elephant shrew), 2855 nucleotides long. RefSeq names its product GRB2 associated, regulator of MAPK1 (gene GAREM1). Gene Ontology annotation, biological process: epidermal growth factor receptor signaling pathway; cellular response to epidermal growth factor stimulus. The record is from RefSeq and is a predicted model, not a curated record. NCBI's taxonomy places the organism in Eukaryota, Metazoa, Chordata, Mammalia, Macroscelidea, Macroscelididae. The transcript has 5 exons. The coding region runs from base 241 to 2508 and encodes 755 amino acids. Gene Ontology annotation, molecular function: proline-rich region binding.
UGCAUAGAAGGAUUGCGAGAAAAUGACUACCUUCUGAUUCAUUCUUGCCGUCAGUGGACGACCAUCACUGCCCAUAGCUUGGAGGAGGGGCACUAUGUCAUUGGGCCAAAGAUCGAGAUUCCUGUGCAUUAUGCAGGACAAUUCAAGCUGCUGGAGCAAGAUCGAGAUAUAAAGGAACCAGUGCAAUACUUUAACAGUGUGGAGGAGGUGGCGAAGGCAUUUCCUGAACGCGUGUACGUCAUGGAGGAAAUAACAUUCAAUGUGAAGGUUGCUUCAGGUGAAUGCAAUGAAGACACUGAAGUGUACAACAUCACCUUGUGCACGGGGGACGAGCUCACACUGAUGGGGCAGGCGGAGAUCCUGUAUGCAAAGACCUUCAAGGAGAAGUCCAGACUCAACACCAUCUUCAAGAAGAUCGGGAAGCUGAACUCCAUCAGCAAGCUAGGGAAAGGCAAGAUGCCCUGCCUCAUCUGCAUGAACCACCGGACCAACGAGAGCAUCAGCCUCCCGUUCCAGUGCAAGGGCAGGUUCAGCACCCGCAGUCCCCUGGAGCUUCAGAUGCAGGAGGGUGAGCACACCAUCCGCAACAUUGUGGAGAAGACCCGGCUGCCUGUGAAUGUGACCGUGCCGAGCCCCCCGCCAAGAAACCCCUACGACCUCCACUUCAUCCGUGAGGGGCACCGCUACAAGUUCGUGAACAUCCAGACCAAGACGGUGGUGGUUUGCUGCGUGCUGCGUAACAACAAGAUCCUCCCCAUGCACUUCCCUUUGCACUUGACCGUUCCCAAGUUCAGCCUCCCGGAGCACCUGGUGAAGGGUGAGGGUUGGCCUGAGCCGCUGGUCCAUCACUGGCUGGGUAUCUGCCAAGAGCAGUUCGACAUCGAUGAGUAUUCCCGAGCAGUCCGGGAUGUGAAGACGGACUGGAAUGAGGACUGCAAGAGCCCCAAGAAGAGCCGGUGUUCCGGCCACAACCAUGUGCCCAACUCCCUCAGCUAUGCCCGCGAUGAGCUCACCCAGUCCUUCCACCGGCUCUCGGUCUGUGUGUAUGGCAACAAUCUCCAUGGCAACAGCGAGGUGAACCUGCAUGGCUGCAGAGACCUGGGCGGAGAGUGGGCCCCCUUCCCUAAUGACAUCCUGCCCUACCAGGACUCCGGUGAUAGUGGAAGCGACUACCUUUUCCCAGAAGCUGGUGAUGAGCCAACAGGCAUCCCUGGGAAGUCGGAGCUUCCAUACGAGGAGCUGUGGCUGGAUGAAGGCAAGCCUAGCCAUCAGCCACUCACACGCUCCCUGAGCGAGAAGAGCAGGUGUGAUAACUUCAGAAGCUCUGUCCGGUCCAAAUGUGGCCCUUCUCCUCUUCCCAUCCCUGGGCCUCUGGGAGCAGCAGUGAAGUCUUCUGAUAUCGCCCUACCUCCACCUCCAGUGCCUCCCAAAUCUGAAGCAGUCAGGGAAGAAUGCCGGCUCCUGAACGCCCCGCCUGUUCCGCCCCGAAGCGCAAAGCCUUUGUCCACAAGUCCCUCCAUCCCUCCUCGCACAGCCAAGCCAGCGCGACAGCAGACCCGCUCUCCCAGCCCCACCCUGUCCUACUAUUCUUCAGGGCUGCACAACAUCGUGACUAAAAGUGAGACCAGCCCAUCGGAAAGUGCUCCUGUGUCCUGCUAUCCGUGCACCCGGAUGAAAGCGGAGUCCAUGGACCUGAAGUCCCCCUUUGGAAGCCCUUCAGCUGAAGCUCUUUCCUCCAGACUCUCGUGGCCCAACCAUUAUACAGGGGCCUCGGAGAGCCAGACUCGAAAUGAUUUUCUGUUGGAUCCGAGCAGGAGCUACAGUUAUCCCAGGCAAAAGGCGCCAGGCACACCAAAGAGAAACUGCCCGGCACCUUUGGAUUUCGAUGGCUGUGAGCUCCUCCCCAGCCAGCUGGAAGCUGGCGUGGUCAGCCCAGAGCCUGCCAGCAACGUCCCUGGUUGUCCCAAGUCAGCAAGCUACUCGCUGGAGAGCACUGAUAACAAAGCCCUGGCAGCUGGCACGGCCAAGCAGAGUGUCUCGUGCCCGGCCUUACCGCCACGGGCCCCCAAAGCAGUGGACGAGGGCGCCACCUCUGACACCUCCCCUUUGCCUCUGAAAAUCGAUGGUGCUGAGGAAGACCCCAAGUCUGGGUCAGCAGACCUCUCUGAAGACCAGUAUUUCGCUCCAAAGGGCAUGCAGGACCUCUUCUCUGUCCCCUAUCCCUUCUCCUCUCCGCUCCAUCUCCAGCUGGCCCCCAGGUCUUGCGGCGAUGGGUCCCCAUGGCAGCCACCAGCUGACCUCUCGGGGCUGUCGAUUGAAGAAGUGUCUAAGUCUUUGCGGUUCAUCGGCUUGUCCGAAGAUGUCAUAUCAUUCUUUGUCACGGAAAAGAUUGAUGGGAAUUUGCUCGUGCAGCUGACAGAAGAAAUCCUCUCUGAGGAUUUCAAACUGAGCAAACUGCAGGUGAAGAAGAUAAUGCAGUUCAUUAAUGGCUGGAGGCCCAAAAUAUAGCCAAAUUACCCCCAGCUGGCAUGGAACAAGACUGGUACAAUUGUGCGUGAGAAGGGGUGGGCUGGGAUGGAAUUCAUGUUUUUUUGCACUAAAAACCUUCUCUGUAAAUAGGGAUAAGAGACACUCUUACUAUGCAGAUUACGUUUUUGAAUGGUGAACAGGCUAUUUUGUACAUCAAUAAAAUGCUGUACAGAACACUUCGAGGUGUGCCUUGUAUGUCACUCAACACCCAACAGCUGCUGAAAGGAAAACGGCGUGUUCUGAGAAUCAUCCUUACCCAAAUAGGUUUAUGCAAGAAGGUAUGUAUUUAUUACAAAAUAGCCAAAGGUGAAAGACGUAAAAACCUU